Lucilia sericata (common green bottle fly) is the source of this 4491-nucleotide messenger RNA. RefSeq lists its product as uncharacterized. NCBI's taxonomy places the organism in Eukaryota, Metazoa, Arthropoda, Insecta, Diptera, Calliphoridae. Bases 138 to 4184 code for a protein of 1348 amino acids. Gene Ontology annotation, cellular component: nucleus. Gene Ontology annotation, biological process: regulation of transcription by RNA polymerase II. The record is from RefSeq and is a predicted model, not a curated record. The transcript is spliced from 4 exons. Gene Ontology annotation, molecular function: RNA polymerase II cis-regulatory region sequence-specific DNA binding; DNA-binding transcription factor activity; zinc ion binding.
UAUGGCAGCACUUUGAUUCUCUAUUAUUUGGCAAUACAAAAAAAGUUGAUUAUUUUAAUAAAAAAGGAAUAUAUUGUACGAAAAAAUCAAUAAGGAUUCAUAAAUUCUCCAAAGGAAAUUCAAACAAUAGCGUCAUUAUGAGCACUAUUAGCCAUAAAAAUUUACAAGAGCUAUGUCGUGCCUGUCUAAGAACCCUAAAACAUAAUAAUCUAAAUACAAACGAAAGCAAUAAUGUUGCUGGCGAAGGUGGUGAAUGUGAUGCUGGGCCAUCUAGUUUAAAUAGUCUAUUAUUACCAAAUUUAUGUAAAUUGUUUAUGUUUCUAACCACCUAUGAUGUGAAUAAGGAAUAUGAUGACUUUCCCAAACGAUUAUGUGAGUGGUGUUAUGGUCGUCUUUUGGAUUAUGAUGAAUUCCGUAAGUUGGCUGUAAGAAGUACAGAAAUGUUAUAUGAACAAUGGAAUGCUAGCAGAAAGGAAGAAGAAACAUUAAAUGAAGACAAUGUAAAUGCAAAACCAUGUAAUCAACUACUCCAAAGUAUUAAGCAUGAGGAGGAAAAUGUUGAGGAGAAUGAUGAUGAUAAAUUGCUUUUACCCGAAUUGGCCAAUAUGCCUUUGUAUAUUAAACCUGAACCAACUUUUGAGGCCAUGGAUACCCAGUUUAUUCUACCAUCGUACAUUGAGGAAGGUGAAGUUGUUAAUAGAGAUCAAAUGUCAUAUGAGUCUUAUGAUACAGAAGAAGAUGCUGACGAUGAAGAGUUACUGUUACCAAAUGGAGCUGCUAAUAACUCCAGUCCUUCAAUUAACAGUUCUGAUGGCAAGGUGGUACUCUCUAAAAGAGAUCGCGACAGAAAGUCGUUACAUUGUAAUGAUUGUAAUAAACAGUUCUAUAAGCAAGUUUAUUUGGAUGCACAUGUACGCGGAACGCACUUGGGUCAGGAGAAACCAUUUCAAUGUUCAAAUUGUACCAAAGCAUUUACACGUUACAAUCAAUUAUUUCUGCACAUUAAAUCCAAGCAUAUUGAAAUGCUUUUCCGCUGUGAUUAUGAAAACUGUGAUGCCUCUUUUACAGUUGCCGUCAAAUUGAAGAUGCAUCGUCAAAUUGCACAUAAUUCUUCCGAAGAACUUAAUACUCAAGACUACCAAGAAGAGGACGAAGCUGAAGCGGAACCGCAAUUAUUGGAACUGGAAGUGGAUCAUAUUUGUUAUUUGUGUCGACGAAAAUAUAGUUCUAAACGUGCGCUCAGAGAACAUAUCAAGAGGCACAAAAAGAUUAAAGAACACGUUUGCCAAGAGUGUGGAGUGGCUAAAGUUACACGAACCGAGUUAGUGACCCAUAUGCGUACACAUACACCCAACUUGGAGAAAUUUCCCUGUCCUCAGUGUCCUCAAGUAUUCAAUCAUAAAAAUGCAAUUUCACGUCAUGUCAAAGUAAUCCACGAAGGUCUCAGGCGCUUUCCCUGCAAGUAUUGCCCCAAACGUUUUGGUACACGUAAUUCUCAGGUGUGUCAUGAACGUUUACAUACUGGCGAACGACCAUUCAUUUGUGAAAUCUGUCAAAGGGGUUUUGUUCAACCGGAGGGUCUUAGGUCUCAUAUGAAAAAUCAUGAUAAAAAUUUACGCAAACAUGUCUGUAAAUAUUGUUCACAACGUUUUAUAACAUUGAAGAAUUUAGUGGAUCAUGAACGGCGUCAUUCGAGCGAUAAACCUCAUAUUUGUAAUAUAUGCAGCAAAGGUUUUUAUAGUGAAACAGAUUUAAAAAAUCAUCGCAGCACACACUUAGAAGCUGAACUCGGCUCAGAUCAACAAGACGAAAUUGCUGUUCAAAACGAAUCAGAAACAUUUUUUGUUAAGUUCGAUUCAAUUGGCUUCAUUAGAUUCAACACAAUGUUGCCCGUCACACGUGCAAAUUUGGACCAUAUUUGUUGCAUCUGCCUCCUGGACGUCAGGCCAUCAAUGUUUACUCAAAAAGUAUACGAUGUCAAAGAAGAAAAGAACAUGUCCAAAAUACUUAAACUGACGGCACACAUUACCAUUUUGAAAAAUCCCAUAAAUCAAAAGUACAUUAAUGACUACUGUCGUAAAGUGUGUGAAAUAUGUUUUCUUAAGACGCAAUAUUCCCACUUUUUUCGGGAAAAAAUUAUGGCAUCUACAGCAGCGGUAAAGGAGUUGCUGGAAGGAACCGAGUUAAAUGAUCAGGACAUCGAAAGGUUGCAGUAUUUUUGUCGUAUUUGCUUAAAUCGACAAAAAACAAAAAGUAAUGCAAAAUGUUUAAAUAUGCAACAUCUAAAGUGGAUAAAGGACUGCAGUGGCAUACGUUUCACAUCGUUAAUAGAAAUGGAAAAAUUUCGAAUAAAGGAGGGCACAAAUAUCAAUGAAAUAGCCGAGAUCAAUGAUACAGAAUUUCCUCAUCAAUUAUGUGCAAAUUGUUUAAAGAAAUUAAAAAAUGUUGAAGAAUUUCGUAAAUCGGCCACACAGUCAUUUGAGUAUAUGAUCUCAGUUAUGGGCGAUACAACUGGCCCAGAUGAGGACUUAAUUAUACAAGGAAUUAAGCAAUUCCGAGAGAAUAUAAUAAGAAAGGAAGUGCCGCAAGCCCAGACGGUUACAGUUAAUGAAAUGAAUACCAAACAAGAUUCUGCAAUUCUGAAAAUUGACGAUAUCAAAAAUGAACAACAAGAGAGCUUUUGCACAGAUGUUUUACAAAUCCAGAUACAAGAUGUUGAUACUCUUGGUGAUUCAAAAGAUUUUUCUACUACCUUACAGUUGAAGGAGGAUGAUGCGUUUGAAGAUGUUAUGGACUUUACAGGAGAUUUACCACACUACUCUGAUGCUGGUGACGAUGAUGCCGACUUUACUUUAGAUUUUGGUGUAAAUGAUGCUUCUUCUGAAGAUUACAGUGAAAAUGAUGAUAAUACAUUUUUCCGAAACACUCGAGCUAAUAUUUCAAAACAAUAUCAUAAAGAUAAUGAAAACAAAUUGUCUAACAAAAAAGAAGAAACUAUCGAAAAUGAAGAAGAUUCAACGAAGCCAAAACGUAAAAAAGGAAAACAAUCAGAAAGUCAGGAAAACUUAUUCUCUAAUAUUCUGAAACGUACAAGAAAAGCUAAACAACCAAAGGAAACUGAAACAGCUCAGCAUCAAGAUAAUAUUGAAAAUGAAGAAAGUUUAACAAAACCAAAACGUCUAAGAAAAGUAAAAAAAUCGGAAGAUAUUAAAAAUGAAAGUUCGGCAAAACCAAAACGCCUUAAAAAGGGCAAACAAUUAUCCGAAGAUAACCAAGACUUAAUCUCCAAUAAUGUGAAGCGUACAAGAAAACCGAAACAACCCAAGGACAUCGAAGACAUAACAUCAAAGAAUAACAAUAUGAAAUCCGCUGAUGGUGACGAUGAAAAAAAGGAAAAACUUGAAUGCGUAGAAUGUUCAAAGGUAUUUAUUUCUGCCUAUACCUAUAAAAGGCACUUAAAAUGGGUACAUUCUCCACAAUCGAGUCAUAAAACAUUUACAUGUGAGUUAUGUUUAAAAGUAUUUCGACGUAAAGACCAUUUAAAAGAUCAUAUAAAAACUGUACAUGAAAAAGUUAGGGCCUUUAAAUGUUCACACUGUGAGAAAACGUUUGCCACGAAUGGUUCCAAAAAGGUCCAUGAACUUACACAUACGAAUGAGUAUCCUUUCGCAUGCGAAUGGUGUGGAAAACGUUUUCGUCAAACAUGUCGUUUAAAGGUUCACUUAGAGAUGCAUACAACCCAACCGGAACUUUUAUGUCCGAUCUGCAAAAGAUGCCAGAAGUCUCCGCAAGAUUUGGAAGAACAUAUAAAAAGUCACGAUGAUAAACGUUUACAGUGUAUUUCAUGCGGAAAACUAUUUAAAAGAGGUUCACAUCUUAAAGAUCACUACAAUGCUGUUCAUUUGAAAUUAAGGCCCUUUAAAUGUGAAUUUUGUGACUUGGCGUUUGGUGAUAGAAAAACACGACGAGUUCACGAAAGAAGUCAUACAGAGGAGCGGCUACUAACAUGCAGCGUUUGUAAGCUCGGUUUCAAAGCAUUAUCUACCUAUAACAAACACAAAAAAGAGACUGGUCACGCAUCAGAAGAAUUUCCGAAAAAAACAAAAACAUCUAAGAAGAAUCCAGUUCAGUUAUUGAGCAUCAUGCAAUAUCCCGGAAAAUUUAAUAGUAUUUUUGAACUUUAAGAAUUUAAUUUAACAUUGAUUGUACUUCUACAUUAAUUGUAAAAAAGUAUUUAAAAUAAACAUUCCAUUCUUUUAAUUAAUUUGAAAUAAGUUUUAUAAUUCUAUAAUUAAUAUUUUUUUAAACCAUGUGUUAUUUAUUUACAAGUAAUGAUUUGUCCCGAUAUAGAUUCAACAUUUUUUGUAUACAAUAGUAGUGAUGUUGAUUUUAUGUAUUAUAUCUACUAUGUAGUAUAUUAAUGUAUACAUGAAAGCUUUUAAAUUCGUUUCUCAAGAUAUAUAAUAUACAAAAUCAAUAAUUCUCAUUCUA